Puccinia graminis f. sp. tritici CRL 75-36-700-3 is the source of this 258-nucleotide messenger RNA. RefSeq lists its product as uncharacterized. The transcript has 3 exons. The record is from RefSeq and is a predicted model, not a curated record. Lineage: Eukaryota; Fungi; Basidiomycota; Pucciniomycetes; Pucciniales; Pucciniaceae. Bases 1 to 258 code for a protein of 85 amino acids.
AUGAAGGUCUUGAUUUCGGUCGUUUUGCUGGCCACUGUUGCCGUUUUGCCUGCGGCCUCAUCCACUUGCCAGGGCACAACACGUGCCUAUCAGACGUGCGGUUACGAUGACCAAGGAACUUGGCACCUCAACGAGAGCAGCAAGUGCAGUCACACUCAGCUCGGUUAUUGCUGCGAUAAAGAAUAUUCUAACUGGUCGAGCUCAAGCAAAUCUGAUUACGAUACCGAGCUCCGCAACCAUUGUGCUGUCAUCCUCUGA